AUGAAAUACGACGUGAUAUUAAGGAUCGAAUGGAUGAGAAGCUUGAAUGUGAUACUCGACCCUGCAAAUGAGAGAAUGACACUGCCCGAUGGCACUGAGAUUACUAAUGCAAAUAUACGAGCUGCAGCUAACCAGCACACUAACACCUACGAGAUAUCGGCCAACGGAUUAAUGACCCUACGAAGAAGACAACAACGAAACCCUGAUAAUAGAAUUAAGAUUUUUGCAGCAAGUAUAGCUGAUAUUGAUAAAGCGCUUGCACCAAAGAAGAGAACCGAGCCCCGAGAAGCCUUACCUGAUUAUUUACGAGAUUAUAUUGAUGUUUUUGACCCUGUCGAAGCUGAUAAGCUUCCCCGGCACCGCCCUAGCGCCGACCAUAUAAUUGAACUAAUAGAAAAAGAUAAGGAUAGAAAGAAACCUGAAGCCCCGUGGGGACCACUAUACAAUAUGUCGAGAGAAGAACUUCUUGUCUUACGGAAAACACUGCACGAACUACUAUCAAAAGGAUUUAUAAGAGUUAGCAAGUCACCAGCCGCAGCCCCAGUACUAUUUGUUAAGAAACCUGGAGGUGGCUUACGCUUCUGUGUCGACUAUCGAGCCUUGAACGCUAUUACUAAAAAGGACCGUUAUCCUUUACUACUAAUAUAUAAGACUCUACAGCGAAUAUCGAAAGCAAAGUGGUUUACGAAGUUUGACGUGCCUGCAGCCUUUCACAAAAUCCGCAUCACUGAAGGGGAUGAGUGGUUAACUACCUUUAGAACUCGAUUUGGCCUUUUCGAAUGGCUCGUGACCCCCUUCGGCCUAGCUAAUGCGCUAAGCACGUUCCAACGAUACAUUAACUGGACCUUACGCGACUUCCUAGACGACUUUGUAUUAGCAUACAUCAAUGAUAUCCUCAUCUUCACGGACGGAACCUUAAAAGAACAUCGCCAACACGUCCGAAAGGUACUACAACGGCUCCGUGAAGCUGGCCUCCAGGUCGACAUCGACAAAUCCGAAUUCGAAGUAAAAAGCACCAAAUACCUUGGAUUUAUAAUAGAAGCAGAGAAAGGAAUACGCAUGGACCCCGCUAAGGUGAAAGCAAUACAGGAAUGGCAGGCCCCUACUAAUAUAAGAGAAGUCCGACAGUUCCUAGGGUUCGCCAACUUUUACCGACAGUUCAUCCGAAACUACUCUGAGAUAGUCCGACCGUUGACUAACCUCACACACCGUGGUACUCUCUUUAUAUGGAAUGACCAAUCUGACAAAGCCUUUAAAGAUCUAAAAAGCCUUUUUAUCACUGAGCCUGCUCUAGUCGCCUUUGACCCUACGCGGAAAACAAUAGUGGAGACUGAUUCUUCAGGAUACGCCAAUGGAGGAACGCUUUCUCAAUAUAACAACGAAGGACGGCUCCGAACCUGCGCCUACUACUCACGGAAGCUGAACCCAGUAGAAUAUAACUAUGAGAUCCAUGAUAAAGAGCUACUUGCUAUUAUUGACUGCAUGAAGCAAUAG
This is a messenger RNA of Talaromyces marneffei, 1494 nucleotides long. RefSeq lists its product as uncharacterized. The coding region runs from base 1 to 1494 and encodes 497 amino acids. Lineage: Eukaryota; Fungi; Ascomycota; Eurotiomycetes; Eurotiales; Trichocomaceae. The record is from RefSeq and is a predicted model, not a curated record. The transcript has a single exon.